Messenger RNA from Alternaria novae-zelandiae, 3054 nucleotides. RefSeq lists its product as uncharacterized. The record is from RefSeq and is a predicted model, not a curated record. NCBI's taxonomy places the organism in Eukaryota, Fungi, Ascomycota, Dothideomycetes, Pleosporales, Pleosporaceae. The transcript has 6 exons. Gene Ontology annotation, molecular function: oxidoreductase activity, acting on paired donors, with incorporation or reduction of molecular oxygen; iron ion binding; heme binding. Bases 1 to 3054 code for a protein of 1017 amino acids.
AUGCACGUCAACGCAGCUUCGAAUGCAGAAGUAGCGACACACAACAUGCAAACUCACCUCCUCAUACUAGGAGCUGGCUUCCUACUCCUGAUCCACAUAGCCAACCUUUUCCUCAUCAAGCCCCUCCGCAACUACUUCAAAAGCCGUCAACUAGGAUGCGGUCCCGUCCUCAUCGAGCCCUACCACCUCCCCUUCGGCAUCGACACCAUCCGCCGCAGUCUCCUCGCCGACCGCGAGCAACGCACCCCCGACUUCGUCUUCUCGCGCUUCAUGGCCAUGAACCGGUACACAUGGGCCAUAUCCCUGCUCGGCACAACCAAUCUGAUCACGGCCGAGCCACGCAACAUCCAAGCCCUACUCGCCACGCAAUUCGACGACUUCAUCAUGGGUACAGCACGACGCACGAAUUUGAAACGGGCGCUGGGGCGCAGUAUCUUUGCUGUUGAUGGGGUGGCUUGGCAUAGGGCGAGGGAGACUAUGCGGCCGCUUUUUAGUAGGGAGAACGUGAGUCGGUUGGAGGUGUUGGAGGGGCAUGUGGGGAGUUUGUUACGGGUUAUUGAGGGGAAAGAAGGGGGGUUGAGGGUUGAUGAGGAAGGAAGGGCGUGGUCGGCGCCGGUCAGUUUGGCGGCCUUGUUACCGAAGCUGACGAUGGACUCGGCGACGGAGUUCUUUUUGGGGAUGAGUACGGGGUCGCUCGAUAAGUUGCUUGAGGAGCAGCGACAGGAGAAGGAAGGCGACGAGAAUCAUGAAGAAGGCAGCUUCGACCACGCAUUCGAGCGUAUGUUGACCAUCCUCGGAAUUAGAAUGCGUCUUCGCAGCUUCUACUGGCUCUACGGCAACACCGAACUAAACAAAUGCAUCAACACCCUCCACACCUUCGUCGACCGCGCCAUCGACGCCGCGGACCUGGCGAGAAAACAAGGUUCCUCGUCCCUCCGCUACGACUUCCUCGAAACACUGCGAUCGCGCUGUGCCGACCGCGCUGAAGUCCGCGAGCAAGUUCUCGGUCUGCUAGCCGCAGGUCGAGAUACGACAGCAUCACUCACAUCAUGGGUUUUCUACUGCUUAGUGCGGAACCCACGGGUAUACAACAAGCUACGUGAAGUAGUUCUCGCAGAGUUUGGAUCUUACUCGAAUACCACGCCUGGACAAAGCAUCACGUUCGAGAAGCUGAAAAGCUGUUCUUAUCUACAACAUGUUCUGAACGAAACACUACGGUUACAUUCAGUAGUACCGUUCAACUCCCGCUGCGCCAUCCGCGACACCACCCUCCCCACUGGCGGUGGCCCUUCGGGCACCCUCCCCAUCUUCGUCCCCGCCGGGACAGAAGUAAACUUCAGCACGCACGUCCUGCAACGCCGGAAAGACCUCUGGGGCGAAGACGCCGAUGAAUUCGUACCCGAACGUUGGGAGAAGAGGAGACCGGGAUCAACGUGGCAGUACGUCCCGUUCAAUGGGGGGCCGCGCAUUUGUAUUGGGCAGCAAUUUGCUCUUACGGAGGCGGGCUCGUCUUUUGAGUACUGGGCAGAAGAACCAGAACGAGCGAACACCGAGCUGAACGUCGAGAUGUUGUCCAUGAUAGUUCUCUUCAUCUUCACCAGUCCAAUACUCUACUUGCUCCUCCGCUCCGUUUACUACCUCUUUUUCCACCCCCUCUCACGCUUCCCAGGCCCCAAACUCUGGGCCAUCUCCCGCCUGCCCUGGCACUAUGUCAACCUCCGCGGCGACCUCGCAUGGCGCAUCCGCGACAUGCACAUCUACUACAGCAGCCCCGUAAUACGCAUCGCACCCGACGAGCUAUCCUACACCAGCAGCACGGCCUUGAAGAAGAUCGACGGCUCACCUCCACCUCGCGAGUUUCUCAAGUGUCUGGACGGGCGUGGAAUCGCUCCUGCGAUCGUGAAUGGACGUCGUAGUAUCGUUACCGAGACACCUGAGCGCCAUGCCGUGCUACGGCGGGCGCUUCAGCCAGCGUUCAGUGAGCGCGCAUUGCGGGAUCAAGAAGAUUUCUUUCGGGAUCACACUGAUCGGCUUGUUUCUCAGUUACGGAAACCACAGUAUCAUGCUGUAGAGCAGAAUAUCCUCCGCUGGUUCAGCCUAUUGAGUUUCGACAUCAUGAGCGACCUGGCCUUCGGACAACCCGCGGGCUGUCUCGACCGCGCCGAUGAGCCCUGGCUUGACGUUAUCGGAUCGCGCGUCAAAAGCAUUGUUUGGUAUCAACUCGCUACGUACUACCAUAUCGAGUGGAUACUCAAAUGGACGGCACCCAAAGCGGCCAUGGAGGCGCGGAAGCGGCAUCAAACACUCACCCUCCAAAAGGUACAGCGACGGAUUGAUGAGGAGCGUGCUGGCACCCGAAAAGGGAAGAGACGGGAUUUCAUGAGCUACAUCCUUGGUAACGAGAGUGAGAAUUUGAGUAACAUGGAUCUUUUUGGUAUGGCGAGCGCGUUGAUUGUGGCGGGCAGUAACACGACUACGUAUACGAUGAGCGCAUUUGUCUUCUUCGUUUGUGGGCAUUCGGACGCCUAUAAGAAGGUUAUUGCCGAGGUGCGGGGUAGGUUUGCGAGCGAAGAGGAGAUUACCAUGGUUGCUGCUGGUGAGCUGGUUUACUUGAAGGCCUGCAUCGAGGAGUCGAUGCGUAUAUCGCCGCCUACGCCAUCAGCUUUGCCGCGCUGGGUUCCAGAGGGUGGAGAGGAGAUAGAUGGAAAAUGGGUACCGGGAGGUACAGCUGUAGGCAUGCACAAUCUCGCAGCCUGUCACGCUCCAUGGAACUGGCACCGGCCUCUUGACUUUAUCCCAGAGAGGUGGCUGCAGACGAAAGAUGGGGAGUUUGCUCGUGAUGACCGAGGUGCAUCUCGUCCUUUCUCCUAUGGUAGACAUGAUUGCAUUGGACAAACUAUGGCUAUGAAUGAGAUGAGACUGGCUUUGGCUAAGCUCUUCUGGAACUUUGACAUCUCGCUCAGCCCAAACAGUGAGAAGUGGUGGAUCACACAAAAGUCGUAUUUGGUCUGGGAGAAGAAGCCGCUCAUGGUCUCCAUCAGGCCGAGGCGGUAG